CCGCGCUUUCCCCUUCAGUCCCUCCUCCAGCUUCAAUUUCUGCAACAUGACGGCGGAGUAGUCCACCACAGGCUUGGGAACCUCGGUUAUGGAGUCUCUGCGAACGGGCGGGUAUGGGCGGGGUGCGACGACGGGCGGGGCGGGAAGGACAAGGUAGGGGUCGGAGGAGGAGACGGGUUGGGCUGGGAGUUGGGAAGGGUUUGGUAAUGGGCUCAGCGGGGUGUUUUCCCCACGUCGUAAGGACAUUAUGGUUCUGGGAGGGUGUUGACUGGGUGUGGAAGUACAGCGGGGUCCCCUGGACUGCUACAGAGCGUAGCUGUAGGGCGGCAAUGCGGACCCUUUGCUGCUGGUUACGGAGUGUCGCUAGUGCCGCAGCCUUGUGUUUGGUGUCCAACGUUGUGAAGGUUUGUUGUUCUCGCACACCGAAAGCACAUCAUCAGGAAAGGGAAAGACGCGCAGGCGCCUCUGAGUGCACUAUGAAAAUGCUUAUUCCCCUGAGAGACCUACAGUACAUACGUCGAGUCGCAGAGAUUGGAUGUCAGAACAGUGCCAGAGGCUUUCCUCAAAAGGCAAGGCACGGCAUGAGAGCAGCACAAAGCGCUAAUGCAAGGUAUAAUAACCAGACGUUCAGAACGAUGUGAACUUAAUCUUCGCCGUCAAUGUCCUCGGGUAGCAUGGGUAGCUAAUCUUUUGAUUUGCGAAUGGG
This is a messenger RNA of Fimicolochytrium jonesii, 706 nucleotides long. RefSeq lists its product as uncharacterized. NCBI's taxonomy places the organism in Eukaryota, Fungi, Chytridiomycota, Chytridiomycetes, Spizellomycetales, Powellomycetaceae. The record is from RefSeq and is a predicted model, not a curated record. Bases 114 to 641 code for a protein of 175 amino acids. The transcript has a single exon.